Messenger RNA from Mycena indigotica, 636 nucleotides. RefSeq lists its product as uncharacterized. The transcript is spliced from 3 exons. Bases 127 to 636 code for a protein of 169 amino acids. Lineage: Eukaryota; Fungi; Basidiomycota; Agaricomycetes; Agaricales; Mycenaceae. The record is from RefSeq and is a predicted model, not a curated record.
CUGACGCACUCCCUCCCUCCCUCUUCGUUCCCCCCGUCCAGUUUCCUUCCCUUCGUUCCAACGCCGCGCGUUGUUUGUUGCAUCACACCUACUCCACCAAACAAAGAAAGAAAAGAACACACCGAUAUGCGCACCGCACUUACUGUCGCCGUCGUCUGCGCCGUCCUGCUCGCCACCAACACUGCCGCCGCGCCGAUGCCAGCGCCCGAGAAGCCACCCGCCGCCGUCAAAGUCGUCGUGCGCGAGCCUGAACUGAACUUUAACCCCUUUGGCGGCCACCGGGGCCCGCACGGGACGACGAUGGGCCGCGAACUCCACCCCGACGCCGACGCCGAUUUAGAACGUCGGGAGCGCCGGCCCGGGGAUGACGGCAAGGGCGGCCAUUUUUGGGACACGACGAUGGGGCGUAAACGCGAGCGCCGUCCCGGGCACCGCGGGCCGCGGCCUGUCGUCGGCCGCGCCGUAGACGCCGUGUUCGACGAGCUCGACCUGCGCGAGGCUCUCCCGGCCGACCCGGCCGACCCGGCCGCGUCCGCAAGCACCAGUGCCGCCGACGCGGGUGCCACGGCCGACCUCGGGAACGCGAAGGUCCACGAGGUGGACCCGCAGGAACCGGCCGGGUGCGUGAUCGCCUAG